Biomphalaria glabrata is the source of this 537-nucleotide messenger RNA. RefSeq names its product processed variable antigen-like. The coding region runs from base 1 to 537 and encodes 178 amino acids. The transcript has a single exon. The record is from RefSeq and is a predicted model, not a curated record. Lineage: Eukaryota; Metazoa; Mollusca; Gastropoda; Planorbidae.
AUGGAAAUAGAGAAAGGAGAGAGUGAAGGGAGCAAAGAGAAAGGAGAGAGUGGAGGGAGCAAAGAGAAAGGUGAGAGUGAAGGGAGCAAAGAGAAAGGAGAGAGUGAAGAGAGCAAAGAGAAAGGAGAGAGUGAGAGGAGCAAAGAGAAAGGUGAGAGUGAAGGGAGCAAAGAGAAAGGAGAGAGUGAGAGGAGCAAAGAGAAAGGUGAGAGUGAAGGGAGCAAAGAGAAAGGAGAGAGUGAAGAGAGCAAAGAGAAAGGAGAGAGUGGAGGGAGCAAAGAGAAAGGUGAGAGUGAAGGGAGCAAAGAGAAAGGAGAGAGUGAAGGGAGCCAAGAGAAAGGAGAGAUGGAAGGGGGCAAAGAGAAAGGAGAGAGUGAAGAGAGCAAAGAGAAAGGAGAGAGUGAAGGGAGCAAAGAGAAAGGAGAGAGUGAGAGGAGCAAAGAGAAAGGUGAGAGUGAAGGGAGCAAAGAGAAAGGAGAAAGUGAAGGGAGCAAAGAGAAAGGAGAGAGUGGAGGGAGCAAAGAGAAAGGAGAGUGA